AUGGACCGUGACGUUGAAAAUCGUGUGCAAGAAUGUGCUGGUUGUGCUUCAGUUAGCUUACAAGGAACGCCAGAGCCAAUGCUACGCAAAGAGAUGCCUGACCGUGCGUGGCAGGAUUUGGCAGUGGACUUUUUCUCGGCUAAGGAAUGUGCCACGUUUUUAGUAUUGGUAGAUUACUAUAGCCGAUUUCUAACUGUUAUUGAAAUGAAAGCUACGAAUGCAUCAAAGACCAUCGAGGCAUUGGAAGGCAUUUUUAAAGAGCACACCUACCCAGAAACAAUUCGUGCUGAUAAUGGCCCACCUUUUGCUAGCGAAGAGUUUUCGAACUACUGCAUCCGUAAAACAUUCGCCUGGUUCGUACCAUUCCGUACUGGCCCCAAAUGA
This is a messenger RNA of Armigeres subalbatus, 384 nucleotides long. RefSeq lists its product as uncharacterized. The record is from RefSeq and is a predicted model, not a curated record. The transcript has a single exon. Bases 1 to 384 code for a protein of 127 amino acids. Gene Ontology annotation, biological process: DNA integration. Lineage: Eukaryota; Metazoa; Arthropoda; Insecta; Diptera; Culicidae. Gene Ontology annotation, molecular function: nucleic acid binding.